This is a messenger RNA of Varroa destructor (honeybee mite), 1796 nucleotides long. RefSeq names its product U1 small nuclear ribonucleoprotein A snf (gene snf). The record is from RefSeq and is a predicted model, not a curated record. Lineage: Eukaryota; Metazoa; Arthropoda; Arachnida; Mesostigmata; Varroidae. Gene Ontology annotation, molecular function: RNA binding.
UUUUUGCAUUUUAAACAAAAUUGCACGCAUCCAUUCCGGCGCGUCGAACUGUUAGUCGUACUCUAAGCAGAUCUAAGAAACUCUAUGCAGCAAUAACGAGAUCAAAGUUUCUGUAAAUGAGCCGGGCAAUAUUUGAUAACAUAACAGAUUCAUUAACGAGUAACAAUAGGUUAAAAAAGUUUGCUGCCAGAAGGGGUCGAGGGGGCCAAGGGUUGAGAUCUACCCGGUAAGCAACGCGCGUGUCCAAUAUGCUGUCCGGUCUCAUCGGCGAAAACGAUAAUAAGCGGAUUGUUCUGGAUAGGAUUGUGAAAAGAUAGUGCGUACUUCACCAAUUCCAUUUUCAUUAUCCACGAGAGUUCCGUCGUGAUAAAAGGUCCGUUAGUCUAAUCAUUUGUUGUGACCGUAUUAUUGAGUGAACUACCCUAAACACAAAUAGUCACAAUGGAUAUGCGACCGAAUAACACGAUCUAUAUUAAUAAUUUGAAUGAAAAAGUAAAAAAAGAUGAAUUAAAGAAAUCUCUCUACGCGAUCUUCUCUCAGUUUGGGCCAAUACUUGAUAUUAUUGCAUUAAAAACUCUCAAGAUGCGUGGACAGGCUUUCGUUGCGUUUAAAGAAAUAAAUGCGGCAAGCGAGGCACUUCGAUCAAUGCAGGGAUUUCCGUUCUUCGACAAACCGAUGCGUAUCCAAUAUGCUAAGACUGAUUCCGAUGUGGUCGCAAAAAUGAAGGGAACUUUCGUGGAACGUCAAAAGAAACCCGUUGAAAAAGUAUCGAAGUCCGUGAAGAAGGGUGGUCUUGCCGCAAAGACCACGAGUGCAGCUGUGCCGGAGGUUACUCAGACUUCUGCAGGCGUCGGGUCAUUAGGACCCGUUCCCGAUCAGCCACCGAAUUCGAUCCUCUUCCUGACAGGACUACCGGAAGAAACAAACGACGUGAUGCUGCAUGUGCUAUUUGGCCAAUUUCCUGGUUUCAAAGAAGUUCGGUUGGUCCCAGGGCGGCCGGAUAUUGCCUUUGUUGAGUACGAGGAUGAGAUACAGUCAUCAGCAGCAAAGAACGCUUUACAAGGCUUUAAAGUGACGCCAACGGCCGCCAUACGAAUUACGUUCGCGAAGAAGUAGAGCCGCGUUUUUCGAAUAUUAUCCCGUUGAUGGCACCAAUCGAUCAUCACUGUUCGUUCUCUAAACACAAAGCUUGUUUUUUGUGCUCAGUGUGAAUUCUUGCUAGUGGUUACAACGAUCUGCUUGAGUGGUACUGGCGAACCGUGGGCCAAUUAUAUUUUAUUUAGAAUUAGUUGAAUUCCAGUACGCAAACGUAUCACACUUACGAGAAUUGUCGUCCGCCAUCGCAAAGAGAAACCUCUGGUACAUUAUUUGAUGAACUUUUUCGAGUAUAGUCAAUAGAACAGGAAUGGUCUCGACUAAAUUUGCUUCGUGCUGUUUUUGUACAGUGCAAAUGACGAGUUCAAUUUCAUAACAACGUUUACCUACGAGUUUAGGGCGCUUACGAUUUCGUAGUGAGCAUGUAAUUUGCGAUGAUAUGUAUGCCACUGUAGCGUUGCGCAAAAAAUCCGAAUGCUUAAUUUAGGGAUGAAGUAAGUUUGAGUGAGAUUCGCCAAAACCUGGGUCAGUGUACAUUAUCAUCGAGUUAAAGCGGAAGUAAUGAAAAUGUUUGAUGGAAAAAGUAAGUUCAUGUAAAAUAAACCUUAUUCAUACAUUUAAAUAAAAUAAAUUGGUUACAAUUCUUGCUGUAGAGGUAGUCUGACAACCUGGUAGUCGAUCGCGACAGAAAAUUAAAUAAU